UUCCUGUAAAAGAUCUUGCUAUCAAUAGUGGAUCGUUGUACAAGGAAGGGAAGCCUUUAAUAUUUAACUGUACGGCUACAGUGGACUCUGACCAUACCGAACUACUAGGAUACUACAAGCUUCCAUCCGACAAUUCAUAUGUAAAAGUACAAGGAGAACAAACUAUUUUACAGACAUUUACUCAAAAUUGUACUAAAUCAGUUAUAUCGAAGUUUCAUACUGGUUUCCUUGUCUCAGCAAAUCUAAACGGAACUAAACUGAAAUGUCUGUACAACGAAAUCAGUCCAGAAGCCUCAGAAGAAAAGAUUGUUAUGAUACAGUCGGCAGACGUUGCCUUUACUACGUAUAAACUAAAAGCAGAAGCACGUCAAAGUAAAGCUAACUUUACCUGUCUCGUAAGAAGUACUGGGUCUUUUAAAGCAAUAAAGAUCUUAAAAAUAAUCAACAGCACAUCAAUGAUAGAAAUGGCUUCAUAUACAUCAUCAUCUGAUUCAGUACAAAGUGUAGCCGGGGUUGAUGCAAAUUUUAGCAGCAAUGCUCUAACCUUGAUGUUUGCUUCAGUAAUGUGCUCUGACGAAGGGAAAUAUAAUUGUACUGUGAUAAUGGAUGACGAUUCGGAACAGCAACCUCCUCUCUCACUUGAUGUUCAAGUAACAACUUCACCGGGCUCCUCGACUGUUGAGUUGUUUGUGGACCCAAAUAUUGUUGAAGAUAGAGAUUCUGGAACUCAUUAUUGCCUUGGUUCUGUUGGGUACCCAGAAGUUGGAGGUUAUAUAGAGAUAACCUUCGUCCAUCCUUUGACGAACGAAAAUAUAACACUUAACAAAGAAAGCUUACGGACUAUUUCUAGCAAUGAACUAGAAAUUCAAAGCACUCUGAUGCCUUACAUCAAAGAAGAGUGCAAAACAAUGGAGAAAAUUUCAUUCAAAAUUAAACCUUCAAGGAAAUGGAAUAGAGGAAAAAUCGUUUGUGAAGUCAAAAGUCAGGAUGGGUCCGUUCAAAAGGCUGCAAAGGACGAUGUUCUCUAUGUUAUUGAUGCAUCAUUCUGCAACUCUACGAACAAUCAAGAAAUCUAUUUUGAUCAUGAAAAAGAGGAUUUUUGUAACACUUAUGUACAAUGCAGUGGGGGGACACCUUAUGGUAAAAGCUGUAGUCCAAAUGACUGUGUAUUCAUCGGAAAAGCUUAUUGUGAUGACUGUUCUCGUGCAAAGUGUACAGAAGAAAUGAUGACUACAGGUACAUAUUUCAAAAAAGUGAUACAGAACAAAUGUGUAGGGAUUGAAUACUUAGGAAAUUAG
Saccostrea cuccullata (small rock oyster) is the source of this 1298-nucleotide messenger RNA. RefSeq lists its product as uncharacterized. NCBI's taxonomy places the organism in Eukaryota, Metazoa, Mollusca, Bivalvia, Ostreida, Ostreidae. The transcript has 5 exons. The record is from RefSeq and is a predicted model, not a curated record. The annotation marks the transcript as partial.